Messenger RNA from Oppia nitens, 1538 nucleotides. Its product is annotated as zinc finger protein 236-like. The coding region runs from base 117 to 1538 and encodes 473 amino acids. Gene Ontology annotation, biological process: regulation of transcription by RNA polymerase II. Gene Ontology annotation, cellular component: nucleus. The transcript is spliced from 3 exons. Lineage: Eukaryota; Metazoa; Arthropoda; Arachnida; Sarcoptiformes; Oppiidae. The record is from RefSeq and is a predicted model, not a curated record. Gene Ontology annotation, molecular function: RNA polymerase II cis-regulatory region sequence-specific DNA binding; DNA-binding transcription factor activity, RNA polymerase II-specific.
GAAAUGUUAAGCCAAAGUGCAAUACAUUGAAUACAUUGGAAAUACAUUGGAAAACAUGUCUCUCUUUUGUUAUUGUUUUGUCAGUGAAUGCAUUGAAUACAUGAAUAUUGCAGUCAAUGAUUGAUUCAAUUCACGACACAUACACACAACACACGUGUAAUCGUAUCGUCGAUGACUUGUCCACCGAAAUAAUGGCCAAACAAAUGAACUGCAAGACUGUCAUCUGUAAAGUCAAUGGAAUCACUUUCUUGGAUUUAAACCAGCAUUCAAUCGACAAAUGCUAUUCGCAUAGUGAAGAUAAUGGUAUUACUGCUGUGGCCACACAUAACCGAUCGCCACCGCAAACAGGACUGACCAUCACUGAUGACAUAAAUAUUGACACAACAAAUCAAAACAAUAACACAAAUGUUGACAACGAUAGUGAAGAUAAGUUGAUGACAAAUACAACGUCAACAUCAAUAGUGCCAAAAGUGUCGACACGGAUAAGUCGAUCAGUGAAGAUGAUUAAGAAGAAAACCAUACCACCAGUGAAAGUGAGUAAAAUUGACAGCAGUAUAGAAAGUGUCCGGACAUACAUAAUGACCACAAGAAAACACGGAAAAGUAUGGCAUUCGUGUCAUUACCACCAACCAGACCGACCAUUGACUUGCACUUACGGUAGUAAAUGGUCGGGUGCUAUCGUCAAUCACAUCCGCAGUCAUUUGGGAAUAAAGCCAUUCAGAUGUGGUUAUUGUCAAAAGCCAUUUACGAUUGCCUGUAAUCUUAAAAAUCAUUUGCGUAUACAUCACGGCGUAAAGGCUAAGAUUAUUUUGAAACGCAUCGGUAAUAGGAACUCCUUUAAAGUUGUCAAUACUUAUCAACAAAAUACUAAACGACACGUCACCGAUCAGACCUAUUUUGAUGACUACAGCGACGAUAAUUCUAAAUUAAGAAUAUUUAAACCAAGUUUUAUGAAUGGAACCAAUGAUGACAAUCCGUACGCCACUACACCUACAAGUCAGAGAAGAGAUGUUCCUAAACGAACGGCCAAAAAGAAUCCACGAUAUGUUGAUUUUGAAGAAGAUUAUGACGACUACAUCGAUGACGAUGUUCAGGACAACGAAGAUGAAGAGAUUGAAGAACCGGAAACUCAUUUUAAUGAAGAAGAAGCUGAAGUAGAAAACACAAUGUUUUACGAGAGAACUAAUGAAGAUAAGACUGAAAAUGAUUGCUUUACAAAAUAUAUCACUAAAAGAAAAUAUAAUAAAAUCUUAUGGUAUGUCUGUCUUUGGAAUCCUCGUCAAUGCAAAUACCGAUCACACGAACAAAAGGAUGUAAUGACACACAUUCAGAAACAUCUGAAUAUUAGUCUAUUUACCUGCAAUUGGGAUCAAUGCAGCGCUAGUUUUGCUGACCAACAACAGCUAAUCAAUCAUCAAAUGUCACAUACAGGAGCCCCACAACUAUUAAAAUGUAAUUAUAAGAACUGUCAGUUCAAGGCAUUCAAUGAGAAGACACUUCGUUUGCAUAAAAAUCGUCACAAAACAAGCGUUUUAUAG